Messenger RNA from Chiroxiphia lanceolata (lance-tailed manakin), 4677 nucleotides. RefSeq names its product ADP ribosylation factor like GTPase 3 (gene ARL3). NCBI's taxonomy places the organism in Eukaryota, Metazoa, Chordata, Aves, Passeriformes, Pipridae. The transcript is spliced from 6 exons. The record is from RefSeq and is a predicted model, not a curated record. Gene Ontology annotation, cellular component: cytoplasm; microtubule cytoskeleton. Gene Ontology annotation, molecular function: GTP binding; GTPase activity. Gene Ontology annotation, biological process: cilium assembly. Bases 106 to 654 code for a protein of 182 amino acids.
UUGGAGGGCGGGGCCUGAGUGUGACCCCGCCCCCGGGCGCGCGCACGUCGUCGCGCGGGGCGGGUGUGACGCAGUUGCCCAUGGUAACCCCGGGCCGCGCCGAGGAUGGGUUUACUGUCAAUCCUGCGCAAACUAAAAAGCACCCCGGACCAGGAGGUGAGAAUCCUCCUCUUGGGACUGGAUAAUGCAGGCAAGACUACACUCCUGAAACAGCUGGCAUCAGAGGACAUCAGCCACAUCACACCAACACAGGGCUUCAACAUCAAAAGUGUACAGUCUCAAGGCUUCAAGCUGAAUGUAUGGGACAUAGGCGGACAGAGGAAGAUCAGGCCAUACUGGAGGAACUAUUUUGAAAACACUGAUAUCCUUAUCUAUGUCAUUGACAGUGCAGAUAGGAAGAGGUUUGAAGAAACGGGUCAGGAGCUGGCUGAGCUUUUGGAUGAAGAAAAGCUUAGUGGAGUCCCCGUGCUCAUAUUCGCUAACAAGCAGGAUUUGCUGACGGCUGCCCCUGCUUCGGAGAUUGCCGAGGGACUGAAUCUGCACACAAUCAGGGACAGAGUCUGGCAGAUCCAGUCUUGUUCAGCUCUUUCAGGAGAAGGAGUACAGGACGGCAUGAAUUGGGUGUGCAAAAAUGUCAGUGCUAAGAAGAAGUAAAGCGAUCUGAGCUGCAUGGAAAUGGAGGAGCGGUGGGAGCAGAAUUCUAGCCUGAAAACACUAAUUUGCUGCUUUCUGACCAAAUGUUUUUCCAUCUGUGCACAGCUACAGCUGUUAAAAGAAAAAAAAAAAAGAGAGAGAGAAAAAAAGGGAACAACAUCGGUUUAAGCCUACUGCUGGAUUUGGAACUUGACCUGCUCUUUAGUAUCAUUUUUUUAUCCCAAUAAAGGAAUUACAUAUUUCCUCCCUAUGCAUAAAUAGUAUUAAAUGUCUGAUUAGCAAGCAAGUUUAUAAGCAGAAGCAAGACUGUGAUUCAGUGUGGAGCAGAGGGGUUGGUGAAUUACUGUAGUUGCUUAGAUGCAUAAGGACCUGCCCUAUACAUGUGGCUGCUGAGGACACGCUCGGGUGUCAGUCACAGCUUCCCCUCAGUGACAGAUAAAAUGCGGUUGUGUUACCAAUUGUGGGUAGUUUCUUAAAAUAAAGCUGCUAAGGAGUCAUUUGUGUAACGAGCGUAGAAGACUUCCACACAUUCCUAUAGCCAUAAAAGAGGAGUUUGAUCAUAACGAGGCACUGUUGCAUUGCGACACCGCUGUAGAAGGGAGAGAAGGGUUAUAUGUGUAUAAUUGAAGCUCUUUACAGUUGGAAUAAUGCAGGAUGAGCAUGCCUAGGGCUUUUCUCGCAGCUGAAGGAGAAUUUAGCCCAGCGUUUCACCUUGAGCCAGCGAAAACGUGGUUCCUCCGUUCAAUAAGUUCCAUAUGUGAGAUUAGUCUUGAUGUUGAACAAUCCCUGUUGAUUUUCCCUUGAUGUUAAGGCAACUCUGCAGGAAAAUGCAAUUAAGUCCAUGAUUACUUUCUAGAAUGAGAUAUCAGGUCCCAGGUUUCCUUUUUGAAAUAUGCAAAAUGUAUUCUCCUACCCCGCCACCUCAGCAAGCCUCGCCUAGCCCUGCCAGGGAUUGGGGGACUGCCCCACAGUGGGCUGGCUGCCCAGUGCCUGAGGUCCUCCCAGCCCCAUCCUGGCUGUGGAUUGCCCUGGUGGCAGGUGAGGAUGCCGAUGAACGGCAGAUGAGAGGCACUCUUUAAAACGAGAUUUCAUUCUUCCCUGAACUGGCUUUCCUGUAAAAGGAUGCAGUUGCUGAAAUAGGAAAGAGAAUGUGUUUUCUGCGUCCUCGCCCCCAGUUCAAAUCUAACCCCAGCUGACAGUGAGCAGGAACGAUUAGCACGCCAAAGCAGCCAUGUCCUGCAUGAAGCAAGCUUGGUGACUCCUGGGCCAGUUUCUAAUGCACAGAUGGUAAAAUAAUCCCACUGCCCUGCUUGCCAGCUUUGUUUGCUGCCUGCCUGCGAAAGGGCAGAGAAUGACUAGGGACUGCAUUACCCCUUCCACCUCCUGGAGACGGACUGUCGGGCAGGAUGGGGAAAGCUGCAUGUACUAAAGCAUGUGGCUUUACCACGCGUCAGCGAGUUGACUCAUGGACCCAGGCAGACGGCUGACACCCCUGGAGCUCCCAGCUCUUUUUUCCUCCCUUCCCCUGGAUGUCUCCACCUCACGGCACAAACAUCUGCAGUGUACGUGAAGCAGCCCCUGGCCGCCUACGCGUUACAGCUUGGCAGAUUAAAAUCAUCUGGGGCUCAUUCCAGGUCCCCCCAUACAUCAGGAUGUACAGUAGCGGUUCAGGGUUGAUCCGCGUGUAGUUCAGCUGUCUGCUGUGGCUGGGGGCAGAGGGACAGCUGGGACAGCAACUGCUUUAGCAAUCCAACUUUAAUCUGCCUGCGUCCGUGAGUCAGCACCCUCCGUGUGCAUCUGUCUCCAGCACAGAGGCAGGACAUGCCUGCUGGAGUAGCACAGCCUUGCUUUAAAAACCAGACGACUGGGGAGGGGGCGGGGAAGAGCGGGCUCGAGUGAGCUGUUAAGCAAUAGCUAAUGACACAAAGUGACACAGCUCCAGCUUUGCAUGGAUUGAGUAAGGAGUCAUAAGAUGAGAUGUUCGUUUAAACACAGCUUGCUCGGUGACUCCCCAGCUGCAAUGGCUUAUCAGGAAUGCUGCAGAUUUGGGCAUGGCAUGUUCCUGGGUCAGCCCAAGGAGGAGAAAUUCAUCCCGGCAUCACCUUUUCCUUGCAAUUAAUGCAUUUGCCUGAUGCAAGCGCUGUAAAGAAUUGCAGCCCUCUCCUGUAGGCACGCCUGGUGCUGGCUGAGUGGCAGAGCUUUGUGAUGGAUACUCCUGAGCUUUUGAGCUUUGGAUUUGUCCGCAUUGCAUGCCAGAUGCAGAGGGAAAUGCUUGGAUACUUGUCCCCUGGUCCAGGCAGGACAGAGCAAGGUCCCCCGGGGGGCUCAGGCAUUGAUCCUUCUCCCUUGCAAGGGACUUGAGUUGGUGCUUUCCUGCUCCCUACUUUUUUAGCAGUGGCAAAUUUACUCUGUGACACCCCACCUGUGCCACAGUUGGCUUCCUGGAGCUGAAAAGCAUCCAGGAGGGUAAUUUGUUUUUUGUCUCACAUUGGUUAAACUUGAAAAUGUGUGUAAAAUAGGUAUGUAGUAAUUUUCCUAUCGCUUUAGUUGGGAAGGGAAAAUUGCCUUAUUGAACUCAGGAUCCAGAAACAUUUGCUGGCUCAUUCAUUAUGUUUGCAUGUAGCUACACGUAUUGGUUGCGUGCAUCUGUACUGCCAAGAGUGUCACCUGUAAUCCAGCAGUUAAUUUGGUUUUCCUGAGCAAGGUAGUGAGAGGAAGACCAUGAUAGAGUGAUCUGUUCUGGGAGGAAGGAGGUGGAUGGUUAAAAUGACCAUAUCUUAAGUAUAUCACCCUGCAGUGAUGGCUGUAAAUGCUCAUUGUAUCGUAAACAUUUCUCUGUGCAACCUGGUGAAAAUGUAAAAGGAUUUGAGAUUCUGUUCACUUGCUGCUCCUUAUCUGAAUGUAUUUACAUUUGCUAUACCCUCUGCAGGGCUCACUGCCCUGGGCUGGCACCUGGCUAAACACCACCUGCACAACUGCCUGGGGCCAGCCAGAAAUGCCUGCCCCUGAUCAGUGCAGCCCCUGCCCCUCUCCCACGCCUUCAGCCGCACUCUGGUUUACAGCAAUGGCACACGCAAGGCUCUGUCCUUCCAACACUGUCAGCUUUGCCCUCCUUAAGGUGAGGCUGGGGGAAGCAAACCUCUCAUUGGUAUGGGUGGAGCUCUGCCACACUUCGCAUCAAUUCAUAGAUUUUUAAAGCCAGAAGGGAUCGUUAUGUUCCUCUCUCCUGACCUCCCGCAUAACACAGCCCAUUAAACGCCAUCCCUCCAGUGGUGACUCACGGUUGAAUUAGAGCCCCUCUGGUAGGAAGACACCCGGCCUUGAUUUAAAGGCUUGGAGUGACAGACAGACCCACCCCAGGCCUCAAGAAGUUUGUCACAGGGGUUAAUUCCUCUCCCAUGGGAGUUUGUUGUGCUCCGCUUUCACAUAAUUAAAUCUGGUUCUACCUUUGUGAUAGAUGGAAAGAUGCCUCUCCUGCUCCUACCCCGUUGUGUUCCCUGGAGGGGAGAGGUAGUGGAAAAGUGAGAUUCUCCAAGGGCACAUCAGAAAGCAUGAGUCCAAGCCCCUGCUCUGACCACAAGCACUGGGUGUGGGCAUUUGUAUCCUCCCCUGGCUGUGGCUGCGUCCCCCACUGCAGCUCCGAUGGAGGAUGUCUCUCCCUGCCAUCGGAGAAUGCUUCCCAAAGCCUCUUGCAACCUUCUCCCAUUUUUCCCACUACCAAUAAUGUUUCUUGUAUGUUAAUGUUAAUGACUUCUUCCUCUGUCAAAACUAUAACUGGUCACCAGACUCUUUUUUAUGAAGUGUACUGGGAUGAGACCAACCCACUCCAACUCGCCUCUCGCCCCACAGGUCUCACCCUUCUCCAAAAAGGUGGCGGCUGUUGCAUUCCUUGGGCCGUCUGAGUCCACACAAGCUCUUUCUUUUAUGUUCCCUUUUUGAAUUUCACCAAAAAGGGGUAUUUGCAAUAUCUGGUCAUGUUGUUACUCAGUGUAUAAUUUAGAUGUCUUUGUCAAAAAAAAAAAA